CCUACCGCAGGAAGCGCGGUUGAAUCAUCGAGCGCGCCUCCGUCGGAUCUCCUCUUCCUGCCGUCACACCCACUGCUCGGUGUUGUGGGUUCGCCCCGUAGAGAAGGGGAGGACCGACGGCACACACAGCAGCAGAGAGUGCUGCAGUGCGAGCGCAGCGGGGGACUCGGAAGCGGAGGGGGAAAAAACACACACACACACACACACACACACACACACACACACACACACACACACACACACACACACACACACACACACACACACACACACACAUCAUCAGCAGCAGCCUUAUUGCCGAAACUUGGUCUAAGGAGAGAUCUGCAGCGACGCCGUAGCGACACAGGCCGGCAUGGAAGAGUAUUUGCGGAGGGUCCAGAGCAGACUCGGGGCAUUAGAGGAUCCCAUCCAUGCUGUUCUAGGUGGACCGGAGCCAGAUGUUGACACUGUGGCUGCGACACUGUGCAUAGCACUACACCUCAGCCAGAAGGAAACGUCAGGUAGGGUGUGUGUGCCAGUGCUGUGCCGCCGGCGAUGUGACGUUAAGUUGCCCGGGGAGACGGUGAGGUAUCUGCGGAAGGUGAAAAUUUGUGAGAGCUCGCUGCUGUGGAGAGAGGAUGUAGACCUUGUGAAGCUUCAUCACAUCGGAAAACUCUCCCUCACACUGUUGAGAGAUGGACUGCUAGAUAGCUCUGAGUACCACACCUUGGAGUCCAGCAUCCUGCGAGUGGUCCAUCAUGACGGGCAGCAGGACGCAGGGGAUGAUGGGGCAUCGUCCGUGGUGACGACAGUUGCCGGGGAGAUUCUUCAAGAGGCAGCAGAGCACAUCAGAGCAGCGCUGGGGGAGACUCUCGGAGAGGCCUUGCAACUGCAAAGUGAAGCUUUGUGGAUCAAACAUGGCCGUCAGUCAGCACAACUGGAGGAGCUCAUGAGAUCCUUGGAGCAUUGGAGUGAUGUCACUGCAGGUCAACAUGAUGCAGCGAAGCUACAAGACUUGGAGCAGCUGCUGACUCUGGAGCUGAAGGAAUUUUCUGAUGGACAGAUGACCAUAGCACUUACUUCAGUGACCACAUAUAAGGAGGACUGGCAUGGUUAUGUGGAAGGGAUGAAAUCAUUCAGCCAUCGCCAUGGCUAUGAUGGUCUGGUGGUUCUCUUAUCCAUCAAUGAUACAGUUCAUCAUCCACGCCAGCAGAUGGCUGUCUACUCAAACAACACAGAUCUCCUAAACCAGAUCUGCUGUGAGUUGGAAGAGUCUUCCAGCUGGUCUCUUUCUGGUGAACUGGAGGCCAGGGAGAGUCUCCAGGUCUACCACAUUCCUAUAAACACCUGCUUAACUUCUGGUACUUCACCUCUGCUGGCAGAAGAAAUACAGGGCCUCCUCAAGGACUUCGUUGACCGGCGGAGCUCUGUAUUAGCCUGCCACCCCAGCAGUAGGACAUCUUCCACAGAUGGAGUGGCAGGCAGCGUGGAGUUCUCCCAGGGAUCAUCUGGUAUCAAUGACAUGGAUGGCUCUGACAUAGAGAGAGCCGAAGGAGGCAUUGGAGAUGUGGUGCCAAUAGCAAGGGUGAUGGCAGAUGGUGCAGAAGACACAGGAGGUAUAGGAGUUGGUGCUGGUGGGGAGCUUGUGAGCCCUGACAGUGGUUUGACCACCAUCCGCAGCAGCCGCUCCUCCAAGGAGAGUUCAGUGUUCCUCAGUGAUGACAGCCCAGUCGGUGAAGUUAUAGCAGCAGGAGGGCAAGCAGCAGGGCCAGGAGGACUCUUUCUGAGAAACCCCUCUCCCCUGGGAUUGCUAUCCCUCUCCCCACCUGUUCCACCAGAGAGGAGGAAGAACCACUCUGGCAGAAAUAAAAGUGAAAACUUUGACCUGUUUAGUUUUAACCCAGUACAUAGCAGUGACCACUCUACGCCAACAAGAGGGGAGUUGGCAAAUUCUGGAGUAGGAGGAGAUGAAGGAGAAAGAAGAGCGGGGAGCUCUAGCUUAUCAGAACUUGAAGAGCUGAGCUUGCUGGAUUUCUCUGCUCCCAAUUCAUUGGGCGGGCUUGACAGUAGAAAUUCCUCCAUUGACCACCAUGGUCAAAUCCAUGGGAAUGACAUGAUUGACACUGUGGUUCCUCCAACUCCAGUCAACAGCGUGGUAGGUAGCCGCCCAACCAGCAGGUGCGGGGUCAGGUUCUUUCCAGAAGAUGUAGUUGAAAGGAUCAAUGGCCUGCAGCACAAGGACAGUGUAUCAUCGUCAUUGUCAGAGACCUGGGAAGAACUUGGCUUUGACACACAAGGAGCAUUGUCCUCAAAUGACAAUAAUGCCUGGAAUAGUACCAAGGAAUCUGAAAGCCUGCAGAAUAUUGUGGAGGAAGUUAGAGGGAAAGACUCAGUUGAUUAUGUGACAGAACAAGAAAGCAGAGAAGAGAUCUUAAAGUCAGAGAAUGCCCACCAGAAGAGAAAGAGCCUUGAACCCCAGCUUAGUCUGAUCACAGAGCAGACUGAAACAUACGACACCUGGAACCCAGAUCCUGUAUGUAACGAUCAAUGGAACCCUGCCACUUUGGCUUAUCUGCAGUUGACACCACCGGAGGAGGAGGUAACUGGAAAAUGCAGGGCUGAUAUCAUUGGAGUGAAAGAAAAAACAUCCUCAUUGUCGAGAAAGAAAGCAAUCCUAACUUUAACUCCAGACACAUCUAAAGAAGAGGACGAAGGGGUACAAGGGAAAAAAGGAGACAGACAGACAGAGCUCCUAGACUUCUGGACGUACUCAGCUCAGAAGGGAUUUCUCAAAUCGGAUAGCGGGACCACCACGUCUUACCCUGAAUCACUAGAUAUAUGGAAUAUGACAAUCUGGGAUGACAGUCUAUCACCUCUCACGACCCCUGACAACUUGUCUGGAAACUCAGGUUCUUUUUGUGGGGGGAACCCCAAUGUUGAGGCUGGCACAUCUGUGGAAAGUCCACUAGGAUUCUCUGAUGGUGGAAUGGUGAUGUGGAACACCACCAUACAGGAAGACAGCUCUUCCACAAUAACAAGCCCAGAAGGACCUGAAAAUGGAAAGGACCUUAGUCACAUGGGAUCAUUGGAUGCUAGUGAUUCUCCCGAGACACAUGCAUGCAAACAGGUAGAAGAACAAAAAGCUAUAGAGGAGGAGAGAUGUAUGAAUAAAGUACUUUGUCAGACACCUAAAGACCUGGGGGGGGGAGGUUAUGAACACAAUGUGAAAAUAGUCAUAGAGGCAGCAGAAGGUAGAACACAGGGUGAAGAAACAGGUGACGAUGACAUCCAGAGUUUUCAGAGACAACAGUCUGUAUUGCAGAACUUGGCAUCUGAACAUUCAGAAGAUGAGACUUUUCCCUGCCAAGGCACUAACAUGUGUGACCUACCUGUCCCUAGCAUGGUCACCUCUACUUCAGAAUAUGACAAUGUAGGAGCUGGCACUUGGAGCCUGACAUCCUCCCCUGAGACCUAUGCUAGCCCCGUAGUAGACAUGAUACAGCUAGAGCAGCAGUCUAGCCCUUUUGUAGCUGUGACAAAAGCUAUACAGGUAGAUGAGAGGUACAAUCAGUACGAGAAGACUGAUCCUCUGGGAAAGACUGAUUACAGAGCAGUCAUUUCAGACAAAGAACAGCCAACCAACCAGGUGUUCCUAUUUGAGGGAACAAGUGAGUUGGGUCACAUGAUCAGCAGUGAGCAUAAGUAUGACAACAAAAGUGGAGAAGGAUCAGAGGAAGCUGAUUGGCUAGAGCAGCCCAGUGAUCAUUCCCCAUUUGUUCUGGUGGACUGCUCUCUUGUCACUCAGACCACUUCAGCCAAUCAUCAUGCAAGUCCAGGAGAAGCUGCUGAGACACAAAUCCAGGCUGAUCAAUUAUUAUCCCCAAGCAUUUUUGAGUUGGACAAAUUUGUUGCCAAGAAACAUGUUCUGUCAUUUACAAUGGCCCAAAAUAAAGAUGGGUUUACUACUGAAAGCCAAUGUGGCACUGGCAAUAAGAGCAUUGGAAAUGUGGUGGGUAAAACAACAGAAGCCAUGUCUCUAAGCUCCAGCUCUGGGGGGGAUAGAGACACACUAAAGUAUAGCCCCGACAGCCUUCACCCAGGUAGUCAAGACGAACUCAGGUCCAAUUCUGAUGGAGAUUCGUCAUCAGGCCUAGAAAUGGAUUACAUCAUUGUGUCUGGCACAGUAAAAGAAGCUGAGUUUUAUGAUAGGCCUAAACAGGGUAACAGACAAUCAAAAGGUACAAGCAAGUCCAUGGAGACAUUUAGCAUGCUUUCCUAUGCUGCCACAGUACUGCGAACCCAUGCCCAAGCUGCAAAUAGAGAGCAUAAGGAGAACACAGAACAAAGUAGGCAAAAACAAAUGAUCAGAGAUACUGACAGUACACCUAGCAAAGUUGCAGAGCAAAGUCAAGCUGUCUUAUGCGCUCAUUACCAUGCAAGUCUUGAUGAUGCCACUGAGCAUCACAUGCCAGAAAUUGUCAGUCCCAGCCAAUCAAAAAAUAACUCUGAAGCUUUACAUCAGUCAGAUUCAAGACCAACAGGUUGCAGUCAAACACAGGUAGAAGGAAGCUAUGACGAUAAAUCAAGCAUUGUGGCCAGAAGUGUGUCUCCAUCUUUAAGAUAUCCGUCAGAUCACUUCCUGAAAACCAGAGAGGAAGUUUAUGUCCAUUCACAGAUCUCAAUGGAAGAUUCAGAUGAGGGUGGGCAGUCACCCUCGGCACCCCCACCAGACUUUCAAGUCUGGGGGGGUCAGUUAGCGAGACAGGACGCACCACAAACAACAUCUGAACCACAAUCACCUGUACUUACCAACAGUUCAGUCUCCCACACCAGCUCUUUGAUUGGCACCCCAUUAAGUGAAUCUGGUAUUUCUACUGACAGAGGACUUGGAUUACCAUUUUCUGGAGAUUUGAUGGAAGAGGAGAAUGAUGAGGAAGAGCAGGAGGAGGGAACUGAUAAAGAGCACACUACCUUGCCAACAUGGACUUCAGAAGUACAAAGUGCGAGUGAGGAAAAACAACAGUUUGGAUGUUCUGAUCUGCUUAGUUUCACUGAGGAGCUGAUUGGAGGUUCUUCAUUGCAACAAACAGAUUUGCAAUCACUCGAACCAAAGAGGGUCAGAUCCCUACAGAAUACAGUGGAUUACUAUAAUGGACAACCUAUAAGGACUGUUGAUCGUGAUAAUUGGUCGACUGAACAACAGGCGGGAGACCAUGAAUCUUCUCAAGAUAGCUAUUCACGUGUUUCAAGAAGACACCAAGAUGUGACUUCACAGCUUUCCUCCCAGCCAACCAACGACAACGCUGCAUACCAGUGGACAGAAAGUGAGAAUGUAACUCAGGGUCAAACCCAAUAUGGCUACAACUACCACCACAUUGACCAAAGAACUGAAAACCAGAGCGCCCACCCUGCCUGUUUACAUACUAAAUCCAACAGCCAGCAAAACACCACAGAUGACUAUGCUGAGUUUAUAACUCAUGCCACAGCUAUACAGUAUGGAUCUGAGCAGGCUGAGAGCUAUUAUGAACCUGGAGGUAAUGCCGAGUACAGCUUGGAUAAUCAAGGUUCCCAGUUUCAAUAUAUGGCUGAAAGCCAGUAUGGAGAUGACUCCAGCCUCAUGUGCACCUCUGAACUUCAGUGCUCUCAGUAUCAAGCUGAUGGCCAGAGUCAGUAUGAGUCAGACCACGCUCAUUACCAGUUUGACGGACAGCCAGUCUACCAAUCACGUGUACACCCUAAGAGGGAAGAUCAUGCGCGAUAUGUGCCGGAGGGAUAUGUUCACUUUUUUCACUCAAGACAAUCCCAACAGGGAGACGGUGCAGCAGGCAUGAUGGCCUCCAGUGAGGAGGCUGCUGAGGAGAGGGAUAACAGAGAAGAUCCACCCUCCUCUGCGGAUCUGUCAGGUGGGUCCAAUCAAAGGAGAAAGUUGGCAGCUCCACCAAUGAAUGUGUCACUGGACUGCAGUGAGGGGUCUCUUCUCUCAGAAAAUGCCCUGGACACAGAGGACGAGGCCUCGGAUACUGGUGAUGACCUCGAUGUCAACAUAGAUGAGGACACACUUGAUGAGGCUGACUCACUGGAGUUCAACAGACACGAGUCUAAUCUGGGUGCAGGAGCAGCAUCAAGUGAUGCCAUCGCAGGACACAGAUCAGCUGAGGAGAGCAGGGAAAACAGGCUGUGGAGGAGCGUGAUGAUUGGAGAGCAGGAGCAUCGCAUUGAUAUGAAGUGCAUUGAGCCAUACAAAAGAGUAAUUUCUCAUGGAGGUUAUUACGCCGAACAGAAUGCCAUCAUCGUGUUUGCAGCAUGCUUCCUACCGGACAGCGACUGUGACAAUUACAAUUAUGUAAUGGAAAACCUUUUUCUGUAUGUUAUAAGUACCUUGGAACUAAUGGUGGCAGAAGAUUACAUGAUCGUUUACCUGAAUGGCGCCACACCUCGCAGGAGGAUGCCCGGCUUUACCUGGAUGAAAAAGUGCUACCAAAUGAUAGACAGAAGACUGAAGAAAAACCUUAAGAUGUUCAUCAUUGUCCAUCCUUCCUGGUUUAUACGGACUUUGCUGGGAAUCACCAGACCCUUUAUAAGCUCCAAGUUCAGCAGUAAGAUCAAGUAUGUGAACAGUCUGCAGGAGCUUGGGGAAAUCAUCCCAAUGGAGUUUGUCCACAUUCCACCCAGCAUUGUAAAGUAUGACGAGGAGAGGGGUAUACACAAAUUUGCAUGCAUGAGACUGGAUACAGAAUUGCAAGACACAGCAGCUAAAGCCGACAAGAAGGGGAACUCUUUUGUUUGACAGUUACACGAUACCUGGCUGCUGCCUAUCUUCUCCCUGCAUUAUGCUGUACUUUACCGCAGCAUAAUAUCUGAAUAUAAGCCAGCCUGCAGCAUGAUGUGUAUGGCACAUAGUUGUUGCAAUGGGUUAGAAAGAGAGAAGCUGUGGUAAUAAAACAUCAGUCCUUUGCUUGUUCUUUGAGGAAAGUACAAAUCCGAGAGUGCUGCUGAACAUGUACAGGUCAGAGACUCGCUGUGCUGAAGGGAAGAUGCUUUAUCCUGUAUUACUGUACCUUACACAGCACUUAAUUGUGUACCCCAUUCUAGCUUUUGUUUUCUUUGACAAAUCUUUUAAUUUGAACAAUACUUUGAUAAUUAUGUAAUUCA
Molecule: messenger RNA, 7131 nt
Organism: Sander lucioperca (pikeperch)
Lineage: Eukaryota; Metazoa; Chordata; Actinopteri; Perciformes; Percidae
Exons: 20
Coding region: 353-6766 (2137 amino acids)
Cellular component (GO): cytoplasm
Molecular function (GO): exopolyphosphatase activity
Source: RefSeq, a predicted model, not a curated record